AUGCUUGCAUCUCUUAGCAUUGAAACUGUUGCUCAGAAUAGUCGGCUUAACAACAACAGUUUGGUGGGAAAUAUUCCUAUGUCUUUAACCACGGUGAAUUCACUUCAAGUUCUUGAUCUGUCAAACAACCGUUUGACAGGACCAACUCCAGUCAAUGGCUCCUUUCAACUUUUCACUCCUAUCAGUUUUGCUAAUAAUCAGUUGGACCCUCCUCCAGUUUUGCCACCACCUCCUGCUACUCCAACACCACCAUCUUCUUCUUCAGUGGGCAACAGUGCCACUGGAGCAAUUGCUGGAGGAGUUGCUGCUGGUGCUGCUCUGCUGUUUGCCGCCCCCGCAAUUGCGCUUGCUUUGUGGCGGCGAAGGAAACCAGAGGAUCAUUUCUUUGAUGUUCCGGCCGAAGAGGAUCCAGAAGUUCAUCUAGGACAGCUCAAGAGGUUUUCUUUGCGUGAACUACAAGUUGCAACUGAUCAUUUUAGCAAUAAAAAUAUUCUUGGCAGAGGUGGGUUUGGAAAGGUUUACAAAGGCCGCUUGGCUGAUGGCUCUCUGGUGGCAGUAAAACGGCUAAAAGAGGAGCGUACUCAAGGUGGGGAGUUGCAGUUCCAAACAGAAGUAGAAAUGAUUAGCAUGGCCGUGCAUCGAAAUCUACUUCGUUUACGUGGUUUUUGCAUGACACCAACUGAACGGGUGCUUGUUUACCCUUUUAUGGUUAAUGGAAGUGUUGCAUCAUGUUUAAGAGAGCGAGGUGAAUCUCAGCCACCACUUGAUUGGUCAAUAAGGAAGCAUAUUGCACUGGGAGCUGCAAGGGGCCUUGCUUAUUUGCACGAUCAUUGUGACCCUAAGAUAAUUCACCGUGAUGUCAAAGCUGCAAACAUAUUAUUGGAUGAGGAGUUUGAAGCAGUUGUUGGGGACUUCGGACUGGCCAAACUCAUGGACUACAAGGAUACUCAUGUUACCACUGCUGUACGUGGAACUAUUGGGCAUAUUGCUCCUGAGUACCUUUCCACAGGAAAGUCUUCCGAGAAGACUGAUGUUUUCGGGUAUGGGGUCAUGCUUCUUGAACUCAUCACGGGGCAGAGGGCUUUCGACCUUGCUCGGCUUGCCAAUGAUGAUGAUGUCAUGUUGCUUGAUUGGGUAAAGGGACUUCUGAAGGAAAAGAAGUUAGAAACACUGGUCGAUGCAGAUCUUCAGGGUAAUUAUGUUGACGAAGAGGUGGAGCAGCUAAUCCAGGUAGCCCUGCUCUGCACACAGACAAACGCGAUGGAACGUCCCAAGAUGUCAGAUGUUGUCAGGAUGCUUGAAGGUGAUGGCUUGGCGGAGAGGUGGGAAGAGUGGCAGAAGGAGGAGAUGUUCCCCCAAGAGAUUAAUCACACUCACCACCCAAAUAGUGGCUGGAUAAUUGAUGAUUCCACUUCCAAUCUCCACGCUGAUGAAUUGUCUGGUCCAAGAUGA
This is a messenger RNA of Ilex paraguariensis (yerba mate), 1452 nucleotides long. Lineage: Eukaryota; Viridiplantae; Streptophyta; Magnoliopsida; Aquifoliales; Aquifoliaceae. The record is from the annotation of a GenBank genome assembly.